Molecule: messenger RNA, 1030 nt
Organism: Ceratotherium simum simum (southern white rhinoceros)
Lineage: Eukaryota; Metazoa; Chordata; Mammalia; Perissodactyla; Rhinocerotidae
Gene: IL12A
Product: interleukin 12A
Biological process (GO): immune response
Cellular component (GO): extracellular region
Molecular function (GO): growth factor activity; interleukin-12 receptor binding
Source: RefSeq, a predicted model, not a curated record
CGGAGGCGGGGGGCCGUCCCGGGACGCCUGCGGCCGGGCUGCGAGUUAACCCGAAAGCGCCCAGCGCCGCGGGCCGGACUCCACGUGUCACCGAGAGGCUGAUGUAGAGAGAGACAGAGAGAGAAAGCAACCAAGAGAGCAGAGUCCCGGGAAAGUCCUGCCGCGCCUCGGGACAAUUAUAAAAAUGUCACCCCCCGGGCCGGCCUCGCCACCACCGCCCUCACCUGCGGCGUCCACCCGUCGGCGUCCCGCGGCCAGCCCGGAGUCCGCGCAGCGCCCGCUCGCCAUGUGUCCCCCGCGCAGCCUCCUCCUCACAGCCAUCCUGGUCCUCCUGAACCACCUGGACCACCUCAGUGUGGCCAGGAACCUCCCCACAGCCACACCAGGCCCAGGAAUGUUCCAGUGCCUCAACCACUCCCAAAACCUGCUGAGGACUGUCAGCAACACCCUUCAGAAGGCCAGACAAACCCUAGAACUGUACCCGUGCACCUCUGAAGAGAUCGAUCAUGAGGACAUCACCAAAGAUAGGAGCAGCACAGUGGCGGCCUGCCUGCCCCUGGAGCUAACCCCGAAUGAGAGUUGCCUGGCUUCCAGAGAGAGCUCUUUCGUAACUAAUGGGAGUUGCCUGACCUCCGGAAAGGCCUCUUUUAUGAUGACCCUGUGCCUUAGCAGCAUCUAUGAGGACUUGAAGAUGUACCAGGUGGAGUUCAAGGCCAUGAAUGCAAAGCUUUUGAUAGAUCCUAAGAGGCAGAUCUUUCUGGAUCAGAAUAUGCUGGCAGCUAUUGAUGAGCUGAUGCAGGCCCUGAAUUUCAGCAGUGAGACUGUGCCACAAAAGCCCUCCCUUGAAGACCUGGAUUUUUAUAAAACUAAAAUCAGGCUCUGCAUCCUUCUGCACGCCUUCAGAAUCCGUGCGGUGACCAUCAACAGAAUGAUGAGUUAUCUGAAUUCUUCCUAAAACGCGCAGGUCUCUCCCAACUUUAAAGUCAUUUUUAUAAGAAUUUGAACCAAAGAAAUUUUAAUAGGAUGUGGG